Messenger RNA from Debaryomyces fabryi, 672 nucleotides. RefSeq names its product Bud21p (gene BUD21). The transcript has a single exon. Gene Ontology annotation, biological process: rRNA processing. Gene Ontology annotation, molecular function: snoRNA binding. The coding region runs from base 1 to 672 and encodes 223 amino acids. NCBI's taxonomy places the organism in Eukaryota, Fungi, Ascomycota, Pichiomycetes, Serinales, Debaryomycetaceae. The record is from RefSeq and is a predicted model, not a curated record.
AUGGUGGUCACUAGAAGUAGAUUGAACGCUAAGGCAGGAGAUGGAGCCACUCCUAAAAAGAUAAAGUUUCUGGAUAAUGAUGCAGAGGUAAAUGAUAUUGAGUAUCAUACAGCAGAAGAAGAAGAGCCAAAUCAAUCCGCAGACUCAGAUGAAUCAGAUUCAGGUUCAGAUUCCGAUGAAGCACCAGAAGAAGAAUCCACAACAGGAAUAAAAAAUGAAAUAAUAGCAAAGCAAAAAGAAGACUUAAAAAAACAGCAAGAAUUGAAAAAACUUGAAAAGGAAAGGAGAAGACAACAAACUUUGUACAAUCAACAGCAACAACAACUUAAGAAGAACAAGAAACAAGAAGAUGAAUUACCAGAAUUCUUACCGGAGGAUAUAUUCGAAUCAAUAUCUGAUAACGAAGCUGAAGAUUCAGAACCAAUAAUACCAUCAAAGCAUUUAAAAUUACAAGAUUUUGAGAAGUUAGAUGAGAUGGAGAUACGUCGACAAAUAAAACAAUCAAAGUUAAAAGAUCUUAAGAAAAGUAAGAAACUUUCUAUAAAGAAAGGUCCAGUGCAUGUUAAGGUUCAGCAGUUUAAUUUAGACAAAAAAGUUGUUCCAAAGUUCGAAAACAAGGUUGUCAAUACAAGAAAUAAAUGGCUUAAAAGAAAAUCUUUAGGCAAAAAGUAA